AUUAAAAGUUUCAGUGUUAAGAAGGAAAAUGUGAUUAUUCUUGAUAAUAAUAUACUAGAAUAAUUACUCUCAGCUAAUUGUGUUAUAUAUAAGUUUUUGGGCGGGCUGAGUUACCUGGCAGCCAGGCCUCCCACCGGCCCGCCCACAGCCAGAGGUCCGACCUCCAGUGCGCUACAGAACACAGCGCUCAGUGAAGAGCAGUCAGGCCGGGCUGCGUUGUCGCGAGUCGGGCUGAAGUUAUGACUGCUCCCGCGCUGAUGGAGGACGGAGCUCCGCCGCCGCUCUUUUCGUUCGGAGUGAUCGCGGACAUUCAGUUCGCGGAUAAAGACGACGGCUUCAACUUUCUCCGCACGAGGAAACGCUUCUACCGGAACAGCCUGCAGAUCCUGAAGAACGCGAGCAGGUGCUGGGAGGAGGAAGAGGAGCCGGAGCGGAGGCCCGCCUUCAUCCUGCAGCUCGGAGACAUCAUCGACGGCUUUAACCGAGAACUCUCCGCGUCCGAGAGAGCGCUGCAGACCGUGCUGGACGAGUUCAGCAGCUGCUCCGCCAAAGUUCAUCAUGUGUGGGGAAACCACGAGUUCUACAACUUCAGCAGAGCAGCGCUGUUCCAGUCCGCCCUCAACAGCCGAGACAGAGGAGAGAGAGGAGAGAAGAACAGUCUGGAAGAAGUGUACGCUUAUCACUUCAGCCCCCAUCCCAAAUUUCGCUUCAUUGUGCUGGAUGCCUACGACCUGAGUAUUAUAGGCAGAGACAAGUCCAGCAAGAAGUUCAAGCAGUCCAUGAAGAUCAUCACGAAGCACAACCACAAUAAGGAGCUCAACAUUCCUCCAGGCACUGAGGCGAGGUUCGUUAAUUUCAGUGGUGGAUUCAGUAAAGACCAGCUGAAAUGGUUGGACAAAGUGUUAGCCAGAGCUGAUGAGAAACAGGAGAAGGUUGCUAUCGCCAGUCACCUUCCCGUUCAUCCUUACUCUGCUGGUCCUGUUUGCCUUGCAUGGAAUUAUGACAAGGUUCUGUCCAUUCUACAGUCUCAUAAGAGUGUGGUGUGUUUCAUGGCUGGACAUGAUCAUUACGGAGGAUACCACAGGGACACAUACGGGGUUCAUCACCUCACUCUGCAGGGGGUUAUUGAGACACCACCCUUCAGUGAUGCUUUUGGGACCGUCCAUGUAUAUGAAGACAGAAUGGUCCUCAAAGGCAGAGGAAUUAUAUCUGACCGGGUACUGAUGUUUCCAUGAAACAAUUUUGGGGAUUUCAUGUUAGUUCAUUUAAAAAACUUAAGUGACUUUAAGUGACACUGAAUAUACUUAAUGGCUUGGUAUUUAA
This is a messenger RNA of Astyanax mexicanus (Mexican tetra), 1323 nucleotides long. It is a transcript of the gene adprm, whose product is annotated as ADP-ribose/CDP-alcohol diphosphatase, manganese-dependent. The transcript has 3 exons. The record is from RefSeq and is a predicted model, not a curated record. Gene Ontology annotation, molecular function: 2',3'-cyclic-nucleotide 2'-phosphodiesterase activity; CDP-glycerol diphosphatase activity; ADP-ribose diphosphatase activity. Bases 240 to 1235 code for a protein of 331 amino acids. NCBI's taxonomy places the organism in Eukaryota, Metazoa, Chordata, Actinopteri, Characiformes, Acestrorhamphidae.